Messenger RNA from Phragmites australis (common reed), 791 nucleotides. Its product is annotated as molybdopterin synthase sulfur carrier subunit-like. Bases 112 to 405 code for a protein of 97 amino acids. Gene Ontology annotation, biological process: Mo-molybdopterin cofactor biosynthetic process. Gene Ontology annotation, cellular component: cytosol. Lineage: Eukaryota; Viridiplantae; Streptophyta; Magnoliopsida; Poales; Poaceae. The record is from RefSeq and is a predicted model, not a curated record. The transcript is spliced from 3 exons.
CAUUUCCUCCCCCACGGUGACGAUAGAUUGGUCUCCAACUCUCCGGCGGCCAGGUUGACCGCAGCAGCAAGCACAGCACGAGGCGGCAAAACAGCUUCUUUUACUCCGGCGAUGGCGCAGGAUCCCAAAGAUGCUGCUCCCGCGGAGACCGAACCGCCGGCGACGGUGAAGGUGCUCUUCUUCGCCCGCGCGCGGGACCUGACCGGCGUGGCGGAGUCGUCGCUGGAGGUCCCGGCGGGGAGCACCGCGGGGGAGUGCCUUCGCAGGGUGCUGGUCGAGUUCCCAAAGCUGGAGGAGAUCCGAAGCUCCAUGGUGCUCGCGCUCAACGAGGAGUACGCGCCCGACUCAGCAGCCGUCGCCGACGGCGACGAGCUUGCCGUCAUACCUCCCAUCAGCGGCGGCUAACCAUCACGGAUCUGAAAAAUGGCAUUGCAUCAGUUUGAAAGGGGGCAAAGAUAUCUCCACAAUAAUUGGGACUGUUGUGGGCGGAUAUGCCAUGUGCAAAUGGGUAGGUCCUAUUAACAAUACUUGAAGCAUGGCAAAGAAGUCUACUCUAAUCAUUUCAGUCCUGGCUUGCCAGGACAUCCCAAUGACUAAACAGACUCCUAUGUCAAUCACAUUUAAUUAAAUAGGCGACUAUGAUCAAAAGGACAUAGCGCAAAGCAUUAUCUGCCUUGGUACAUCUCGUACAUGAGAAACAUCUACUCUUAUCUUUCCAGUCCUGGCUCGCCAGGACAUCGAUGACUAAACAAAAUACUAGUUCAAUCUCAUUUAAUUGUAUCCCUGUGUUC